AUGUUGAAACUCAUCGGUGGCGGUGGCGGGCAGGACUGGGCAUGCUCAGUAGCAGGGACAGGUCUGGAAGGCAAGGAAGCCGCGUUUGAAGUCGCGCGGCUGAGGGAUUUGGGGGAGACAGGCGGCUGGGGCCCCGGCUGGAGGUGCGCGGGGAUCCCGGGUUCCGCGCCUGGGGUAGGCACGCCGGAGGCGGGUGCCGCGAGGCCGGCGGGUGGGGGGCAGGGCGUGGAGGAGGAGGGGGAGCCGGUGGGAGAAGGGGAGGAGCGCCCGGCUCGCCAUCCCCCGGCGCUGGCUCUGCGGCUGCUGAAUCGGAAGCUGAAGGGAGGAUCCGGGGAAAUAAGGACGCCCGAGAAUGACCUCCAGCGAGGCCGCCUGAGCCGGAGCCCGCGCGCUGCCCCUCCAGCCCCCAGCAUGGACGUCGGCGGCGGGCAGCCAGAGCGCUCAGCCCCUCAUGCUCUCAGCACCCCCACCGGCGCUGCCGCCGUGAACGGGCUGCUGCACAACGGCUUCCACCCGCCACCCAUCCAGGCGCCGCGCCUCUGCAGCCGGGGCCCCGCAGCCGGCGGCGACGCGGCGUCCCCGCGCCUCCCGCUCCUGCCCGAGCUCCAGCCGCAGCCGCCGCCCCCUCAGCACGACUCCCCUGCCAAGAAAUGCCGGCUGCGGAGGAGGAUGGACUCGGGGAGGAAGAACAGGCCGCCAUUCCCAUGGUUUGGCAUGGAUAUCGGUGGAACACUGGUUAAGUUGGUCUACUUUGAACCAAAGGAUAUUACAGCUGAAGAGGAGCAAGAGGAAGUGGAGAACCUCAAGAGCAUCAGGAAGUAUUUGACUUCUAAUACCGCUUAUGGGAAAACUGGGAUCCGAGACGUCCACCUGGAACUGAAAAACCUGACCAUGAGUGGGCGCAAGGGGAACCUGCACUUCAUCCGCUUUCCCAGCUGUGCAAUGCACAGGUUCAUCCAGAUGGGCAGUGAGAAGAACUUCUCCAGCCUUCACACUACUCUCUGUGCCACAGGAGGUGGGGCUUUCAAAUUUGAAGAGGAUUUCAGAAUGAUUGCUGAUCUGCAACUCCAUAAACUGGAUGAACUGGACUGUCUGAUUCAGGGCCUGCUUUACGUCGAUUCUGUCGGCUUCAAUGGCAAGCCAGAAUGUUACUAUUUUGAAAAUCCCACAAAUCCGGAAUUGUGUCAAAAAAAGCCGUACUGCCUUGACAAUCCAUACCCUAUGUUGCUGGUUAACAUGGGCUCGGGUGUCAGCAUUCUAGCAGUGUAUUCCAAGGACAACUAUAAAAGAGUUACAGGGACCAGUCUUGGAGGUGGAACAUUCCUAGGCCUAUGUUGCUUGCUGACUGGUUGUGAGACCUUUGAAGAAGCUCUGGAAAUGGCAGCUAAAGGCGACAGCACCAAUGUUGAUAAGCUGGUGAAGGACAUUUACGGAGGAGACUAUGAACGAUUUGGCCUUCAAGGAUCUGCUGUAGCAUCAAGCUUUGGCAACAUGAUGAGUAAAGAAAAGCGAGAUUCCAUCAGCAAGGAAGACCUCGCCCGAGCCACUUUGGUCACCAUCACCAACAACAUUGGCUCCAUUGCUCGGAUGUGUGCGUUGAAUGAGAAUAUUGACAGAGUUGUGUUUGUUGGGAAUUUUCUCAGAAUCAAUAUGGUCUCCAUGAAGCUGCUUGCAUAUGCCAUGGAUUUUUGGUCCAAAGGACAGCUAAAAGCUCUCUUCUUGGAACAUGAGGCUUAA
Molecule: messenger RNA, 1737 nt
Organism: Orycteropus afer afer
Lineage: Eukaryota; Metazoa; Chordata; Mammalia; Tubulidentata; Orycteropodidae
Source: RefSeq, a predicted model, not a curated record